Messenger RNA from Cyphomyrmex costatus, 974 nucleotides. It is a transcript of the gene Reg-5, whose product is annotated as Rhythmically expressed gene 5. The transcript has 4 exons. NCBI's taxonomy places the organism in Eukaryota, Metazoa, Arthropoda, Insecta, Hymenoptera, Formicidae. Bases 1 to 798 code for a protein of 265 amino acids. The record is from RefSeq and is a predicted model, not a curated record.
AUGAUGAUCAGCGGGAUUUCCAUCGCGAAGAUCGCUAUUUGCAUUCUACUAGGAUGCUGCGUGAUGAUGCGAGUCACCGGCUCGGCAAUACCGAUGUGGGAAUUUCUUUCGAGAGAUGAGAAAAUGAGUCACCUGUACGGACUAUUCAGCAAACAAGUGGCACGGUUUUGCGUUGAUUCCUCGAGGCCGGAUUGCAAUAAGAACCUGCUCGUAACCGGCAUACGAAGCCUCGCCAGUAUGGACGACAACGUUCUCGACAGGUUGGACCCCUAUCAACGUGGCGCGAAAGAAAUGAUUUGGCACGCCAUGGUGGGAAGCAACAGAUUCGCAUCAAGAAUCAGCCACGAAGCCGAUGACUCUUACUUCACGACCGUACCUGACUUAGCGAGCAGCGGUAGUGAGACGAACGGCCUCGGUGAGGAGACCGUGGCGAGCGGAGAUUACAUUCAGUCAUCAGAGUCGAGCAGUCCAUAUCUGUCGGGACCAAUGGUGAUACGGGUCUACCCGGACGGUCGACCGGUUCCGGAGGACCAGAAGCGCCCAUUGCCGAAGGACGAGGACGCAGACGAGCUUAAAUAUUCCCGUUUGCCAUCCAUUGAAGAGAUCGAAGCUAAGAGCGGCAGCAAGUUCUACGGGAAACGCACGAUCGAGCCGUCGAUGCUAAAGAGAAGGAUGUCCUUCAUCGCCGAUGAUAAGAACUAUCGGCGAUCGCAAGCAACUCGUCUUCACCAUCCGCUGCCCUAUGAAAGAACAAUGUUUAGGGAUGCAUUGAACGAACGCAGAAUGCAUUACUACUGAGAAGAUGCCUCUCUUCUAUGCAAUACGAGAUACUUCUCGCGGAGCGAAUGCACCGCUUCGUGAUAAUGAGAGUUUUCGAAAAAUAAAUCGCCAUCAAGAUCCUGCGGAAAGACAGGUGACAAUAGCCACGUCUACUAUCACAGACAUAAAAAAUACUCGAGGAAAGUUAAAAAUAU